Molecule: messenger RNA, 1437 nt
Organism: Drosophila willistoni
Lineage: Eukaryota; Metazoa; Arthropoda; Insecta; Diptera; Drosophilidae
Gene: mts
Product: serine/threonine-protein phosphatase PP2A
Exons: 4
Coding region: 284-1216 (310 amino acids)
Biological process (GO): peptidyl-serine dephosphorylation; mitotic cell cycle
Cellular component (GO): cytosol
Molecular function (GO): protein serine/threonine phosphatase activity
Source: RefSeq, a predicted model, not a curated record
UCAGAUACGAUUUGGCAACUGGCAACGCUGGUAUACCUUCGUCGCUUGUGAAAAAAGGAAAAGAAAAAUUACGAGAAAAUUUGCUUUUUAUAUCAAACGCAGAAAUUGUUGCUUCAAUUGGGGCAAAAUUUCUAACUAGCACACGCCAAGUGCCAGACUCAUUGCAGGCAAUCCAAUUUGCACAAAAAAAUAUAAUAAUUUUCCUUCACCCCCGAGUACUAAUAAAGCCGUCAAAAUUGAAUCGACAAAGAUUGACGAGACUUUUUCUUCCACCACAACUGCGAUGGAAGAUAAAGCAACAACAACAAAAGAUCUUGAUCAAUGGAUUGAGCAGUUGAACGAAUGCAAUCAAUUGACAGAGACACAAGUGCGGACCCUCUGCGAAAAGGCCAAGGAGAUUCUCUCAAAGGAGUCAAAUGUGCAAGAGGUAAAAUGUCCUGUCACAGUUUGCGGCGAUGUACAUGGCCAGUUCCAUGAUCUGAUGGAACUAUUCCGGAUAGGUGGCAAAUCGCCAGAUACAAACUAUCUGUUCAUGGGCGACUAUGUGGAUCGUGGCUAUUAUUCGGUGGAGACAGUGACCCUGUUAGUGGCACUUAAAGUGCGAUAUCGUGAACGCAUUACCAUAUUGCGUGGCAAUCACGAAUCGCGCCAGAUCACACAGGUCUAUGGCUUCUAUGAUGAAUGCCUGCGGAAGUAUGGCAAUGCCAAUGUGUGGAAAUAUUUUACCGAUCUGUUCGAUUACUUGCCAUUGACCGCGCUGGUAGAUGGGCAAAUCUUUUGCCUGCACGGCGGCUUAAGUCCAUCAAUUGACAGUCUGGAUCAUAUUCGCGCAUUGGAUCGCUUGCAGGAGGUGCCACAUGAAGGACCCAUGUGCGAUUUGCUAUGGUCCGAUCCCGAUGAUAGGGGCGGCUGGGGUAUUUCGCCUCGUGGCGCUGGCUACACUUUCGGACAGGACAUUUCGGAAACAUUUAACAACACAAACGGACUCACAUUGGUCUCGCGUGCCCAUCAACUGGUUAUGGAGGGCUACAAUUGGUGUCAUGAUCGGAAUGUUGUCACAAUAUUCUCUGCGCCAAAUUAUUGCUAUAGAUGUGGUAACCAAGCGGCUCUUAUGGAACUUGAUGAUUCACUUAAAUUUUCAUUCCUACAAUUUGACCCAGCACCGAGGCGCGGCGAGCCUCAUGUUACACGAAGAACACCCGAUUAUUUCCUUUAAGCUGUAUUGCUCGCACACACACACACACACAAACACAAGAAAACCAAUCAACACACACACACGAACACACAUAUUACAUCGCAUUAUAACAACAACAACAAAUAUAAACCAACAAAAAAGAAAAAGAAAAAACAAAAGUUUAAAAAAUAAACACAAAAACAACCAAGCAACGGCAAUGCGAGCUGUUACAAUAGCCAGAACAACAUUCAUUGCAACAAUUA